AGAAAGCUUAUUGCUAAAUCACAUAUAUAGUGUCUGCUGGAGUAGAGGAAAGUUAGUUGAAAGUGGUUACUUCGAUUGUUGACACGGAACUUUCAUUAGAAGAUUUGCUUGAUAGUAGUAGAAUAUAAUGGAUUCCACGACAAAUAAUGAUAAUUUCAAUGCUGACGAGCUGGAGGCACCUGAGUGGUUAAAUACGCAGUACUUUGAGGAAGUGAUCAGGCAAUAUGAAAAGAUGCCAGAAGUCAAAGUGACCGAACUAAAGAUCUCACCAGCAAGUGCCAAAGGAGAUCACUAUGCCAGCGUUAUGUUUAGAGGUAAAAUAACAUAUACGACCCAAAAAGGAAAGUUCUUCAAGUCGCUGAUCAUCAAGACAAUGCCGGAAAUGGAGGGUCACAAGAAAGAAGUUCUCGGUAACUCGAAAGUCUUUGAAACGGAAAUUGGAAUGUAUACGAAAGUAUUGCCUGAAUUUGAGAAAGUGCUGCGUAAAUUGGGUGAUGAGACCAGAUUAUGUGUACCUUGCUUGUAUUAUAGUUUAGUACCUCGGAAAAUUAUGAUCUUUGAAGAUCUAGUUCCACAAGGUUACUCUGUCAUACGAGAUAGAGAUGCAACUAUACAGGAACUGAAGGCGGUGUUUACAAAACUAGCUAAGAUACAUGCAAUUAGCUUCAAAAUUUUACAUGAGAACCCUGAAUAUCUCGAGGAAUUUAAGCAUGGUGUAUUUGAAGUGCCCAAUUUUGUGAAUGACCCCUUUAUGUCAUCUGGAAUGAAUAAUUUUAUUACAAUGCUCAAAGAAACACCUGAGUUCUCAAAAUAUUUGACACGAUUUGAGAAGUUGAGAAAUGAUUAUAUGGAUCAAACGAAAGUGAUAUUUCAAGAAUAUCGAGUAAACAGAAAAAGUAAUGGAUACUAUGUUCUCUGCCAUGGCGACUUUCACCUGCGUAACAUGAUGUUUAAGCACAAUCCGACAAAUGGAUCCUUUGAAGAUAUCAUGUUACUGGACUUUCAAAUGAGCAACCUGUGUCCAAUUUCGAUCGAUUUAAUCUAUUCGAUUUAUAUGUUAAUGGGCCCCGAGUGUCGGAAAAACAGCUACAAGGAUCUGUUAAAUUUUUACUUUAAAACGUUUGUCGAAAUCCUACAGAAAAUUGGAUUUAAAGGCGAGUUGCCGAAUUCUGCAGAGUUUUGGAUGCAAAUGACCCAACACAAAUCUUACGAUAUUUUCUUAUUAACAACAUUUUUCCCCAUGAUGUGUGCUAUAAAAGAAAAUAAAUUUGAUCCCGCUGAGAUAAUACAAAAUAACGAUUUUCGCCUGAAGACGUACUUUACAGAUGCUUUCCAGAAUGAGAUGAAAUACUUGUUACCCAGACUUGAUGAUCUAGGUUAUUUUAACUGAACAAU
This is a messenger RNA of Drosophila sulfurigaster albostrigata, 1395 nucleotides long. RefSeq lists its product as uncharacterized. NCBI's taxonomy places the organism in Eukaryota, Metazoa, Arthropoda, Insecta, Diptera, Drosophilidae. The transcript is spliced from 3 exons. The coding region runs from base 128 to 1390 and encodes 420 amino acids. The record is from RefSeq and is a predicted model, not a curated record.